Acomys russatus (golden spiny mouse) is the source of this 1272-nucleotide messenger RNA. It is a transcript of the gene Foxl1, whose product is annotated as forkhead box L1. The coding region runs from base 236 to 1240 and encodes 334 amino acids. NCBI's taxonomy places the organism in Eukaryota, Metazoa, Chordata, Mammalia, Rodentia, Muridae. Gene Ontology annotation, molecular function: DNA-binding transcription factor activity, RNA polymerase II-specific; RNA polymerase II cis-regulatory region sequence-specific DNA binding. Gene Ontology annotation, biological process: cell differentiation; regulation of transcription by RNA polymerase II; anatomical structure morphogenesis. The record is from RefSeq and is a predicted model, not a curated record. The transcript has a single exon.
AGAACACAAGGACUGUUUAUCAUAGACAAUUUAUUUUCCAGCGCUAAGUCAACACAUAAUAGCAAACUUACAACAAUUAUUUAACAUUUUUAAAGCCAUGAAGAAGGGACAGAGCGCGCAGCGGCUGGGGAGAGCGGCAGAUCGCAGGGCAGACGCACGGAGGGCUCCCCAGGAGGGCUCUAGCGCGGGACGAAGUCCUUAGGCCUCCCGACGGAGCGCAGCGGCUGCUGUCGCCAUGAGCCACCUCUUCAGUCCCCCGCUGACUGCUUUGGCAGCCUCGCCGCUACUGUACGUGUACAGCCCCGAGAGGCCCGGGCUGCCCCUGGCCUUCGCCCCUGCCGCUGCACUGGCCGGCCCGGGCCGCGCCGAGCCCCCGCAGAAGCCGCCCUACAGUUACAUCGCGCUUAUAGCCAUGGCGAUCCAGGAUGCUCCCGAGCAGAGGGUCACACUGAACGGCAUCUACCAGUUCAUCAUGGACCGUUUCCCCUUCUACCACGACAACCGCCAGGGCUGGCAGAAUAGCAUCCGUCACAACCUGUCGCUCAACGAGUGCUUUGUGAAGGUGCCGCGUGAGAAGGGGCGGCCGGGCAAGGGCAGCUACUGGACCCUGGACCCUCGCUGCUUGGACAUGUUCGAGAAUGGCAAUUACCGGCGCAGGAAAAGGAAGCCCAAGCCCGCCACCGGCUCUCCGGAGGCCAAGCGCACCCAGGCCGAGCCGCCGGAGUCUGAGAUGGGCUGCGCUACUGGGUGCUCGGGCCUGGCCGCUGCAGUCCCGCCGCGCCCUGAUCGCGCCCAGUCCCCGGCGGAAGGCGCCGCGCGACCCGCGAUCCUUUCAUGGCCCGACCCUGAGCCCCGGGACCCCGACGUGGACCGCACAGUCCAAGGCGCAGUGGCUGUGGUAAGCGGCCAGCGUGAGAGCACCGUACAACGCCAGGAGUCCCCUCUGCGCCCCGCCCCCAGCGGUUCCCCCAAAGGUUCCAAGUCCAAGAGCUUCAGCAUCGAUAGCAUCUUGGCGGCGAGGCCAAAGCCGGUCUCAAGGGCUGAGGUCCCGAGGCUCCACAAGCCGGUGUCGGGUGCGCUGGGCGCCUCGCUGCUGGCCUCCUCAGGCCUCCCGCCUCCAUUCAACGCCUCGCUGCUGUUCGACCCGCACGUCCAGGGCGGCUUUUCCCAGCUGGGAAUCCCCUUCCUUUCUUAUUUCCCUCUUCAGGUCCCAGAGGCCGCUGCGCUUCGCUUUCAAUAAGGCGGAACAGCGGCUGCUUCUCCGCCCCGCGA